This is a messenger RNA of Miscanthus lutarioriparius, 2328 nucleotides long. NCBI's taxonomy places the organism in Eukaryota, Viridiplantae, Streptophyta, Magnoliopsida, Poales, Poaceae. The record is from the annotation of a GenBank genome assembly.
AUGAAGUCCAAGCUCCUGCUCAUGGAGUCCUUCAAUCGUUGGCGUCCUGAGGUCGACCACUCAUCCACUGAGCUAACCAUGGAGAUCAAGACUCUCACGUCGCGCGUGGAGGCGUUGGAAGCGAAUACCGCUCCGCCAUCAGCCCCGAAGCGCGAGGAAGAGGGGCGGGCCAUGAAACCCACAACAAGAACAUCACCACAGGGGAAUGAUGGGGGGACUCUGGUCCUCACUCAUCCCCUGGCCAAUGAUGAUGUUUUCUUUGUUAGCAAAUUUCUUCAGGGGUUGCAUCCUAACAUCAGAGCUGCUAUUGUUUUACAUAAGCCGAGAACAGUUGAUGUGGCUUUGUCACUGGCUCUUAUGCAGGCUGAUGUGUUGGAGUCUCAACCCAAGUAUUUUGGCAAGCGCCAUUAUCGCGACUACAGCAAGUAUCAAGGCAAGCCACCUCAAGCAGCAGCACCUGGUAUUCUGGGCGCCCCUCCAGCUGAAGAGGCUAAACCCAAGUGGGAAGACAAAUGGACCACACUCAGAGCUCAGCGCCGUGCCCAGGGUUUAUGCAUGAAGUGUGGUGAGAAAUGGGGCACGAAUCAUAAAUGCCCAGAGAAAGUGUCCCUACAUAUCUUAGAAGAAGUCAUGGAACUUUUUCCAGAAGCCAUCAAAUCUGAGCCAACCUCUAAUGAAUCCAGCGACGACGAGGUAUUUUCCUUGUCUCAAGCUGCAACAGUGGGUGUGCAAGGCAGGAAAACCAUCAAAAUCACUGGGUUGGUCAAUAGUCAAGAAAUUCUUAUUCUGAUUGACUCGGGCAGUUCCAGCUCUUUCCUCAGUGAGAAGCCUGCUGACACCUUAAAGUGUGUUCUUACAUCAGCUCCUCCUGUCUCUGUCACAGCGGCCAAUGGUGAAAAGCUUCUGAGUCAGCAGCAGGUCCUCAACUUCACUUGGUGGACUCAGGGUCAUACCUUUUCCACCAAUGUCAGAAUUCUUCCAUUACCUUACUAUGACAUGGUGUUAGGUAUGGAUUGGCCGGAGAGAUUUAGUCCCAUGUGGAUCUACUGGAAGAGAAAAUUGUUGCGGUUCACUCAUGCUGGGCAGAGAAUUAGUCUAAAAGGAGUCAAGGACAAACUGUCUACCUGUCACAAGCUAAAGGCAAGGAAACUUAAGGUUACCAAAUGGAAAUCUUAUCUGCAACACCAAGAGUUCACUAUAGCCACUGAUCAUAAAAGUCUGAUACAUUUGGGAGAACAAAAGUUACAGGAAGGGAUGCAGCAUAAAGCCUUUCUCAAGCUUCUUGGGCUGCAGUACAAGAUAUUGUACAAGAAAGGGUUAGAAAACAAGGUUGCUGAUUCCUUAUCUCGGCAAGCUGAACCUGGCACAGUGGCAGCCAUAUCUACCAAUACACCCAGAUGGCUGGAGAUCAUAGUGGAAGGUUACACAAAAGAUGAUCAAACCAAGCAACUGCUCACAGAACUCAGCAUUACUGGGUCAAAUAAUAAAGGUUUCUCACUAUCUGAUGGUCUCAUCAAGUAUAAAAACAGAAUUUGGCUAGGCAAUCACACAGAAGCACACCGGGCAGUGUUACUGGCACUCCAUUCUAGUGGUCUGGGAGGACACAGUGGUAUUACUGCCACUUAUCACAAGGUUCGAGCCCUGUUUGCCUGGCCCAAUUUGAAGCAGUCUGUCACUAACUACAUCAACGCUUGCGAGGCUUUAUACGGGUACCCACCCAAGCACUUCGGCAUUACACUCACAGAUGCUUGUUCAACUCCUGAUUUGGAGGAUUGGCUCCAGUCCCGUAAUAUGAUGUUGCAGCAUAUCCAGCACAACCUGGCUCGAGCUCAGGAGUGCAUGAAACAUCAAGCUAACAAGAAUCGUCAAGAAAGAACCUUUGCUGUGGGUGAUUGGGUCUAUGUCAAGCUGCAACCCUACAUACAACAAUCUGUUGCCCGUCGUACCAACCAAAAACUGAGUUACAAGUACUUCAGACCCUAUUUGGUGCUCCAAACCGUGGGUAAAGUAGCUUACAAGCUUCAGUUACCUACCAAUAGUCAAAUUCAUCCUGUUUUGCGUGUGUCACAGUUAAAGAAGGCUCUACCUCCGAACACCACCCUGUCGACCGAUGACGAGCUGCAACUUCUCUACAUGCUGGAAGGGCUUCCAUCGUCCCAGGUAUUGGAUAAGCGUCUUCAUCUGGUUGGUCGCCGGGUGGUGCCGGUUGCUUUGUUGCAGCGUGAAUCAUGUCCAGUGCAUUGGGCUACCUGGGAGCGUGCCACUGCUAUACCGGCGUCGCUGAUUCAGUCCUCUGGUUCUGCAUCGCGAGGGCACGCUGCAGCUUAA